Messenger RNA from Mesoplodon densirostris (Blainville's beaked whale), 810 nucleotides. RefSeq names its product F-box and WD repeat domain containing 12 (gene FBXW12). The record is from RefSeq and is a predicted model, not a curated record. The transcript has 7 exons. NCBI's taxonomy places the organism in Eukaryota, Metazoa, Chordata, Mammalia, Artiodactyla, Ziphiidae. Gene Ontology annotation, molecular function: protein binding.
AUGAACAUCAUGCUCACCCUGACCCUGAUAUUACCUCACAUUGAUCUUGACCCUGAACCUGACACUGACUCUAAUCCUGAACAUCAACCUCACCCUCACCUUGACCCUGAACCCUACACGGAACUGGACAUCCACUGUCAACUUGAAUCCAAGUUUCCAUCUUACUUUCACCCUGACACGAGCGGGCGGGGCUCGGCCUGCGGGGGCGGGAGCGCAGCGGAGGCGUAUCCCGACCCAGCCAGCCACGGGGCGGGCGCUGUGGAGCCGCAGAUGGGUUUGCACGAGCUGCUGCACGUCUUCUCCUUCUUGGAGGACAUGCUCUGCGUCGCCCAGGUGGACACGGUCUGGAAUGAGGCUUCAAGGACCAAGGAACGGUGGAGGCAGCUGUGUCUGAGACGCUGGUCCUCCUGUAAAGCCUCCCAGAUGACCCUGGGCACACAGACAUGGAAACAGUACUAUCUCUGACGAUCCGAGCUGGAGUUCCAAAUGGAAUCUGGGUGGCCAGAGAAGGACUUUAUCUGCAAAGCCAUUGCUGGGCACAAAGGAGAGAUAGAUGAGCUGGCCUACAUCUCAACCAAAGAGUACUGGUUUGAUGGGUGGGAGAAGUCCAUGGUGUGCACCAUGUUGUCAGAUGACACCGUGUGUGCCUGGGAUCUGCAAGAAGGCAUGGGCCUUUGGCACAGAGCUCUGUCGAGCCCUCUACAGCCUGCAGCUCUGGUGAAUUUGGUGACUUACCCUCGGCUGCAACUUGUUGUCACCGUGGACGAGCGGGGACUGAUCAAAGCAUGGAAAGCAGAGAAAUUUCCGUAA